Messenger RNA from Rhinolophus ferrumequinum (greater horseshoe bat), 5321 nucleotides. RefSeq names its product zinc finger protein 850-like. Gene Ontology annotation, biological process: negative regulation of transcription by RNA polymerase II. The transcript has 3 exons. NCBI's taxonomy places the organism in Eukaryota, Metazoa, Chordata, Mammalia, Chiroptera, Rhinolophidae. The record is from RefSeq and is a predicted model, not a curated record. Gene Ontology annotation, molecular function: DNA-binding transcription repressor activity, RNA polymerase II-specific. The coding region runs from base 205 to 3189 and encodes 994 amino acids.
CAUUCUUGCUGCUGCGGGUCUCUUCUGGCUCCGGAGGGCAGGGUCUAGAUCCAGGUGCCAGACUGAAAAGGCGUGAAGGAGUCGUGGUCCCCGCCUCACAGGCGCGGGUCAGAGGCUGGCGACGCCGCCCUGCUGACCCGCGCCAGAUCCCGGACAGGGACCGCUGCGCGUCUCCCGCAGCUUCCGCCCCGCCCACAGAGUCCGAUGGCGGCGGCCGCGUUGAGGGGCCGGGCUCAGGACAGAGUGACCUUUGAGGACAUUGCUGUGUUCUUCUCCUGGGAGGAAUGGGGCCUCCUUGAUGAGGCUCAGAGACGCCUGUACCUCGAUGUGAUGCUGGAGAACUUUGCACUUAUAUCCUCGCUGGGUUGCUGCUGUGGAGCAGGGGAUGUGGAGGCACCCACUGAACAGAACGAUUGUGUAGAAGUGUCACAGGCCAGGACUCCUGAGGGAGCUCCGACUUCCCAGAAGACACACCCCUGCAAGAUGUGUGGUCCAGUCUUGAGAGAUAUCUUCCAUUUGGCUGAGCAGCAGGGAACACAACACAGCCAGAAACUGUUGAGGUGCGGGGCAUGUGCAAAACGAUUUUAUUUCAGUGCAAACAUGCACCAGCACCAGAAGCAGCACAUGGGAGAGACACCCUUCAGGAGCAGUGUGGACAGGUCCUUGAUUGUGAAGAGCUGCAGAUUCCAUGUGUCAGAGAAACUUUGUACCUGCAGGGAGGUUGGGAAGGACUUUCUGAUCACCUCAGGACACCUCCAACAACAGGCCACUCAUACCAGGGAGGAACCAAACAAAACCACCCAGUGGGAAGCAACUUUACAAAGAAAAAAUCAUCACACUUCAGGAGAAUGUAAGAAAGCCUUUAAUGCCCAACACAUACUUCUUCAGGACAGGGAUGUUCACACUGAAAGACAGCGUUUUGUGUGCCGUGAAUGUGGGAAAACUUUUAGGUAUAAAUCCUCAUUUGUUGUUCACCAGAGAGUCCACACUGGAGAAAGUUUUUAUAUGUGUAGUGAAUAUGGAAAACGCUUUAAGGGAAGUUCAACCCUCAAUCAACAUCGAAAAAUUCAGACUGGAGCAAAGCAGUACAAGUGUGGCAAAUGUGGGAAAUCCUUAAGUCACAAAUCUGUCCUCAUUCAUCGCCUGGGAUGGCACAAUGGAAAAAACAGUUUCAUGUGCAGUGAAUGUACUCAAUCUUUUAGUCAUAGCUCAGUGUUCAUUCGACAUCAGAGAGCUCAAACUGGAGAAAAACCUUAUAAGUGUAGUGACUGUGUGAAAUCUUUUACUUCUGUCGCUGCCCUCAGUUAUCAUCAGAGCUCUCACACAGGAGAGAGGCCUUAUGGCUGCAGUGAUUGUGGGAAAUCUUUUAUCUCUAAGUCUGAUCUCCGUUAUCAUCAGAGAGUUCAUUCUGGAGAAAGGCCUUAUGAGUGUAGUGUAUGUGGGAAAUCAUUUAUCACUCGUACUGCUCUCCGUUAUCAUCACAGAGUUCACACUGGAGAAAGGCCUUAUGAGUGUAGUGAUUGUGGGAAGUCCUUUACCCGAAGAAAUAAUCUCAUUAUACACCUAGGAGUUCACUCAGGCUACAAGGCUUAUGAGUGUGGUGAAUGUGGGAAAUCUUUUACCUUUAGCUCUAGCCUCCGUUAUCAUCAUAGAGUUCACACAGGAGAAAGGCCUUAUGAGUGCAGUGAGUGUGGGAAAUCUUUUAACAAUAGGUGGACACUUGUUCGACACCAGAGAAUUCACACAGGAGAAAAGCCGUAUGUGUGCAGUAAGUGUGGCAAAUCUUUUGCCUGUAGCUCUACCCUUCAGUAUCACGAGCGAGGUCACCUUGGAGAAAGGCCUUAUGAGUGCAGUGAAUGUGGGAGAUCUUUUACCACUAGCUCUGCCCUCCGUUAUCAUCAGAGUGUUCACACAGGAGAAAGGCCUUAUGGGUGUUCUGAAUGUGGGAAAUCUUUUAUCGCUAGGUCUGACCUCCAGUAUCAUCAGAAAACUCAUUCUGGAGAAAGGCCUUACGAGUGUAGAGAAUGUGGGAAGUCCUUUAUUCGAAGAAAUAACCUCAUUUUACACCAGAGAGUUCACACAGGAGAAAGGCCUUACCAGUGUAGUGAAUGUGGGAAAUCUUUUAACAAUAAGUGGACACUCAUUCAACAUCAGAGAGUUCACACAGGAGAAAAGCCUUAUGUGUGCAGUGAAUGUGGGAAAUCUUUUACUUCUAGCUCCACCCUCUGCUAUCAUCAGAGAACUCAUGCAGGAAAAAGGCCCUAUGAGUGCAGUGAAUGUGGGAAAUCUUUUACAUCUAGUUCUACCCUCCAUUACCAUCAAAGAGUUCACACAGGAGAAAAACCUUAUGUGUGCAGUGAGUGUGGGAAAUCUUUUACCUUUAGUUCUAGCCUCCGUUAUCAUCACAGAGUGCACACUGGAGAAAGGCCAUAUGAGUGCAGUGAGUGUGGAAAAUCUUUUAAGGAUAGAUCACAAUUCAAUAAACACCGAAGAGGACAUACUGGAGAAAGGCCUUAUGAGUGCAGUGAAUGUGGGAAAUCCUUUAGCCACAAAUCGUCCCUCUCAAUACACCAGAGAAUUCAUAAUAGAGAAAGGUCUUAUAAGUGUAGUGAAUGUGAGAAAUCUUUUACCUCUACCUCUGGUCUUGGUUAUCAUCAAAGACUUCACAGGGGAGAAAGGCCUUAUCAGUGCAGUGAAUGUGGGAAAUCUUUUACUAGUAGCUCGAUACUGGUUCGACACCAGAGAGUUCACACAGGAGAAAGGCCUUACGAGUGUAGUGAAUGUGGAAAAUCAUUUGCCAGUAGUGAUACCCUCUCUUACCAUCAGAGAAUUCAUACAGGAAAAAAGCCUUAUGAAUGCAGUCAAUGUGGAAAAUCUUUUGCCUCUGGUUCCACCCUCCGUUAUCAUCAGAGAGUUCACACUGGUGAAAGGCCUUAUGAGUGCACUGAUUGUGGGAAAUCUUUUAUCUGUAGCUCCAAACUCCGUUACCAUCAGAGAGUUCACACUGGUGAAAGGCCUUAUGAGUGCAGUGAAUGUGGAAAGUCAUUUAGAGAUAGUUCCCAAUUCAGUCAACACCGGAGAGGUCACACAGGAGAAAGGCCUUAUGAGUGCAGUGAAUGUGGGAAAUUUUUUAUGCGAAAAUCUACUCUCUGUCAACAUCAGAGAAUUCACACUAGAGAAAAGCUGUAGGUGUGCAGUGAAUACAAUUUUCUGUUCCAUGUAACCACUAGAGAAAACUCUGAGGAGCCAUCUGUCUGAAUUGAAUCUCAUACAUCUGAGUAUGUACAGUGGCAAGAUUCCCCAUACAUGUCAUUUAUAUGGGAAGCUUAUGUAAAUAUGUUGCACUUUCUGAUUUGCCCAGGGUUCUUUCCAGGUUUAUGUUGCUUCUAUAAUAGUUUGUGUGGCUAAAGCCAUUUCACCUUUACUACCUGGCAGGUCCACCGAGUUUGCAUCAUCCACCACCCUAAUGUGCUCAGGGAAGCUGACCUCUGGCCACCCAUGUAUUGUUACAAAUGAGGAGUAACCUGAGCCCUUAGGGGGUCAGGUUUCCCUCCUUGACAACUUUGGACAUGGACCUGGGUCCUUGUUGGCCUAGAGAAUAUCAUGAGUUUGGCUGGCAGUGUGCAGAGAAAUGACUACCUUUUCCAGGGACGUGUUGGUCUUGUGAUACAAGUGAUGAGUUUUUUCAGCUUCUGACUUAUGAACUUGAGAAGUGCCUGUUGCACAUUGCUUUGGUUUAUACAAUAAUUAAGGCCUUACUAUUUAAGUCCUCUUUAAUCUUUGGUGUUCUGUUUAUUGUAUGGGGUGGUUUGUAAACUGUUUGGGGUUCUACAAGUAUGAAGAGGUGAACAACUUCCUAGCGGUCUCAGACUUUCUCUGCCUGGGUAAGGCCUGGAAACAACUUGCCAGUUUUGACCAAAUUUGCAUUGUUAUUCAUGGUGGCUUAGGCAGGACUGAAGGGCUUUCUUCUGGUCCUCAUUUGAGGCCUGGAUGUCGUGUGUUUUAGGAGUCUCAGAGAUCACCCUGAGGAGAGGGCAGGUAUGAGAUCCUCAGGUAUUUCUGAGAAUUGCAUGAUUUUUCCUUUACUCAAAGCAGGUAUCACAGGUUAUACCAGCAUUGUUGAGGGGCUGUCUCCCCAAGUCUACAGUCAUGUGCCCUGAUGUCCGCAAUUCAUUGAGCUAGGGUCACUGGGUGUAAGGUUACUGGGUCCAAAGGAAACCAUACUUGGUACAGAGACACUAGCCUAAUAGGGAUUGGAGGAGACUGCACCAACUAAAUGGAACAUGCCUCUUCUAAAAGUGCAUCCAGAAAUGUUUCCAGUCACUGCAUGAUAAGUGUGUACAUAAACUCAGGACCUCCAGGCAUGUUUAUCUUGUGUAGCCGAUGUCAUUGUCAGAAAAAAUAAAAAUAAUUGAAAGGUUUUCUGGAUUCCCGUAGACUCUCAGUGAUGUCUGCCUCAAAAUCAUUACUGCACAACAGGAAAGAGGAAAAAGGGGAUCUGUAGGCUGGGGAUGUGGCUCUUUAGACCCAGGCAGCAUUCAUGUUUAUUCAGGUGAAAAUGUUUUCAUUACGUGUUUGCUACCACUGAGGCAAUACUGACCCCUAGAGGGCAUGGGGAGAGAGACAAGUCAAUAUAGGGUCGUCAAACCUAUUUUCCAAAAAGAUUGGGACAUAAAGAUUUUUUUUAUCUUGAGCCAUUUUUUUAAAGCUUCAGUAGGUGUAAUUUACAUAUACUACCUGCACAUAUUUAAAAUGUACAAUUUGAUGAGUUUUGACAUAAGUGUGAACCUAGGAAACCAUCAUCGCAGUCCUGAUAAUGACCAUAUCUCUACUUUAUUGCUAGCUGCUGCCACUGAGGCCAGACCUCGCUGGGACAGAAGAGGUUGUAGACUCAAUAUAGAGUUAACAAAAGAAUUAUUUUCUGAAAAGAGUGGGAGAUCUAGAUUUUUUAUUUCGAAUAGUUUUUAAAGCUUUAGUAAGUUAUAAUUCACAUGCAUUAAAACACGUUUAAAGUUUACACUUUGAUACAUUUUUCCAUGUGUAAGAAUCUGUGAAACUCAUCAUAACCAUUAGAAUGAGCAUCUGUCAGUUGCAUAUUUGUCUCCUGUCCUUUUAUCUCCAUGCCUUUCCUGGACCUUACAACAACCAUUGAUUUACUCUGUUUACAGAUUAGUUUGGAUUUUUCUACACUUACAUGAUUGAAAUUUAAAAAGUGGGGGCAGCUGGAUGGCUCAGUUGGUUAGAGUGUGAGCUCUUAACAAUAGGAUUGCCAGUUUGAUUCCCACAUGGCCCAGUGAGCUGCGCCCUCCACAGCUAGAUUG